This is a messenger RNA of Salmo salar (Atlantic salmon), 600 nucleotides long. The record is from RefSeq and is a predicted model, not a curated record. Lineage: Eukaryota; Metazoa; Chordata; Actinopteri; Salmoniformes; Salmonidae.
AUGACAGCUCCUACCUCUUUGGCCAGGUGUACUACAUCACCCACUAACCCAGUCUCUCGCCCAGCCACCCUGCCUCUCAGCCACUCUGCCUCCCUGCCUCCCAGCCACCCUGCCUCCCAGCCACCCUGCCUGCCAGCCACCCUGCCUGCCAGCCACCCUGCCUCUCAGCCCCCCUGCCUCUCAGCCAUCAUGCCUCCCUGCCUCCAAGCCACCCUGCCUCCAAGCCACCCUGCCAGCCUGCCUCUCAGCCACCCUGCCUCCCAGCCACCCUGCCUCCCAGCCACCCUGCCCCUCUGCCUCUCAGCCAUCCUGCCUCCCAGCCACCCUGCACCCAGCCAUCCUGCCUCCCUGCCUCCCAGCCUCCCAGCCUCCCAGCUACCCUGCCUCCCAGCCACCCUGCCUCCCAGCCACCCUGCCAGCCUGCCUCUCAGUCACCCUGCCUCCCAGCCACCCUGCCUCCCUGCCUCCCAGCCACCCUGCCUCCCAGCCACCCUGCCAGCCUGCCUCCCAGCCUCCCAGCCACCCUGCCUCCGAGCAUCCAAGCCAGCCUUCCUCCCAGCCACCCUGCCUCCAUGCCUCACAGAAGCCCAGCCACACUGA